ACAAUCCGAAUUUAUAAACAACUUUACGCGGCAAACUAGGCGAGGCGAGGGAGGAUAACACUAGUGGUCUUUGUGCUCUUGACGUCAUUAUUUGAGGAUUGCCAGAAAUAUACACUAUAUUACACCAUGGCGCAAGAUCCAGAAGAACUAAGGAUGCGGGUGAACGGUUGCACACUAGCUAGGAACAAUGGUCGACCAGUGAUACUGUUAGCACGAGUGGAAACGGUUGACUCAUCAAGGCUGUCAAUGAAUGUAACAGCAAGUGAUAAGGUGCUCAUACAGGUUGUCCUCCAGCAGCCCCUACAGGAAAAUGUUGAGGGUGUGGUUGAGAUUCACGGCACAGCAAAAGGGAGACAAGUGUUGGCCAAUGAAUGCAUCACCUUUCCUGUAGAGUAUACAGAAAAUUUUGAUAUGGAGAACUAUAACUACGCCAUCAACUAUAUGAACUCGGUGGUUGGAAAUAGCUGGAAAUAUGCUUAGCAUUUACCUCUUGAAAUUAUUACUGUAUUCUCCUAUUAGAUUAAUAUCCCCCUUACAGAAGUGAUAAUUUUUUUUUUACGGAACUUACCAUUAGUGCUUAUUAUAGUUUCGAUGGUUGAAAUAUAAGAUCUAAAGAAAUCUU
Molecule: messenger RNA, 622 nt
Organism: Homarus americanus (American lobster)
Lineage: Eukaryota; Metazoa; Arthropoda; Malacostraca; Decapoda; Nephropidae
Exons: 4
Coding region: 127-480 (117 amino acids)
Biological process (GO): base-excision repair; nucleotide-excision repair; mismatch repair
Cellular component (GO): DNA replication factor A complex; nucleus; site of double-strand break
Molecular function (GO): single-stranded DNA binding; damaged DNA binding
Source: RefSeq, a predicted model, not a curated record